Messenger RNA from Ilyonectria robusta, 639 nucleotides. RefSeq lists its product as uncharacterized. The record is from RefSeq and is a predicted model, not a curated record. The transcript is spliced from 3 exons. The coding region runs from base 1 to 639 and encodes 212 amino acids. Lineage: Eukaryota; Fungi; Ascomycota; Sordariomycetes; Hypocreales; Nectriaceae.
AUGCCCAUCACAGAAUUUGUUUUUCCCCGCCUCAAUCAAGAUCCGAAUCUCUUGAAAGGUCUCAAAGACGUAUUGCCACCGGCGGCCAAAGCCACCUUUUCCGAUGUUCCCGGCUUGUUGAAUCACUACCGCGGCAAGGUGGUCAAGGCCCAGCGUAUCGCUGAGAGCGCAGCGAUCGAGCAUAGUGGCUUGGUUCUAACUCUGGAGUGGGAUGACAUAUCCUCAUUCAAUACUUUCUGGGCCUCCGAAAAGUUUGCAUCCUUCCGGGAGACCAUGAAGCCCUACCUGCUGGGUCCUGUAGCACCAGACCUGUUUAGCUCUGACAAACAAACCCACUCGGGUGGGACAACGUCUUGCAAAUAUACACAAUACGUCAAGGUCCAUGAUAUCAACACGGAAGCCACACAAGUGGAAAGCGCUUGGCAGGCAUUGGUUUCCGAGCUAGGAAAACAGGACACGCCGAGUUUCAGCGGCUGGGAAGUCCAGGGCGCAAGUUCGUUUGCGGGAAUGCUUGGGUGGGACUCUCUGGAGGAUUUCGAGACUGCGACAGAGGUGCCUUUGGUAAAAGCACGUUUGGAGAAACUGGCAACGUAUGGGCUUGCAUCAUCUUAUCUCUUGGAGCUGGAAAAGAAGACCUAA